Messenger RNA from Hippocampus comes (tiger tail seahorse), 1537 nucleotides. RefSeq names its product ras-related protein Rab-5C-like. Bases 282 to 968 code for a protein of 228 amino acids. The transcript is spliced from 6 exons. The record is from RefSeq and is a predicted model, not a curated record. Gene Ontology annotation, molecular function: GTP binding; GTPase activity. NCBI's taxonomy places the organism in Eukaryota, Metazoa, Chordata, Actinopteri, Syngnathiformes, Syngnathidae.
AGUUGACGCAAAGGAAGAAAUGACACAAGGCGGAAGUGCAGCGUUAUUGUUGUGGCUGUCAACACUUGGCUGACUACAAGAGACGGAUAAAACGAGAAAAACUGUUGCCACCGAUGACUGACAUGGCCGUUGUUGAAUUUUGACCGAGCUUCCUUUACUGGUGCUGCGACUUCUGGUGUCUGAUCGACGACCUUUGCUCACCACCGGUGCCUGAGUGGCCAGUCUGGUUUCAUCGAAGCCCGGGGCCACCCCAUCCGUAAACAGCCUCAUCCAUCGUGUCAAUGGCUGGACGCGGCGGUGGCGGCGCGAGCAGGCCCAACGGGGCGGCGGCCGCGGCCAAUAAAAACUUCCAGUUCAAGCUGGUGCUGCUGGGCGAGUCGGCGGUGGGCAAGUCCAGCCUGGUGCUGCGCUUUGUCAAAGGCCAGUUCCACGAAUUCCAGGAGAGCACCAUCGGAGCGGCCUUCCUGACUCAGACGGUCAGCCUGGACGACGUCACGGUCAAGUUUGAGAUCUGGGACACGGCUGGCCAGGAGCGCUACCACAGCCUGGCACCCAUGUACUACCGAGGCGCUCAGGCCGCCAUCGUGGUCUACGAUAUCACCAACACCGACACGUUUGUGCGCGCAAAAAACUGGGUGAAGGAGUUGCAAAGACAAGCCAACCCCAACAUUGUGAUCGCUCUGGCCGGCAACAAGGCGGACAUUGCAGACAAGAGAGCGGUAGAGCAUCAGGAGGCACAAGAAUACGCUGAUGAAAACGGGCUCCUCUUCAUGGAAACAUCAGCCAAGACCGCUCUCAAUGUCAACGAUAUUUUUAUGGCUAUUGCCAACAAGCUACCAAAGAACGAUCCCCAGGCAGGCGGCGGCCAAGCGGGCCGGACCGGCGCCGGAGUGAAUCUGCACGACACGGCCUCUCAGAGCCGCAGCGGCCGGUGCUGUAGCGGCGCCGGCGGUGGCGGCGGCAACUAGAGCCUGGGUGAGGACAACACUUCAGAAAAGUAACACUGGAGGACAGGCAGAGCCCCUCCCCCUCUACUCUUUCCCCUCCUCCUUCUCCUCUGCUCUAAAACUGAAAUUUGAGAUGAGAUCUGGAUCCUUUUUUUUUUUUUUUUUUCCUUAAAGACAAGAAUCACAAGCUAAGUGGGCUGAUCACUUCUGACUGGUCUCCUUCUUCCAUCUAUCUACCUCCCUCUUCAUCUUCAUCACUUCCUGUUUCAAAACUGUCUUCAAUGAUUUUUUUAUUUUAUUAUUUUUUUGGGGGUGGAUAGCUAUUUUGUGUGUAUAUGUAUGUUUAUGUGUAUAUAAAAACACAGUAUAUCUAUAUUUAUAUACACACAUGAAUACUCUAUAUAUGAUAUCAUGUAUACAUAUCGUGUGUCCUAGCUUCCAUUGCCUUCCCUCUUCAGCAAUCACCAGAAAAAUAGACAUUUUGUUUCCACGGAGAGUUAGUCUCAUGAAGGUUGACGGCAUCGUCAUUGAUUUGAGGAUGGUGGAAAUAAGGCGUGCACAUGAAAUAUAAUAAAGCUCAUGCAAGAUCA